Molecule: messenger RNA, 3089 nt
Organism: Stegodyphus dumicola
Lineage: Eukaryota; Metazoa; Arthropoda; Arachnida; Araneae; Eresidae
Product: sorting nexin-13-like
Cellular component (GO): early endosome
Molecular function (GO): phosphatidylinositol binding
Source: RefSeq, a predicted model, not a curated record
GUGAAAUGGUUUUUAUGGAUUGAAUUAGAAAUAUCAUUUAAAUGCGGAUGCAGUUUUAAAACUAUUGAUUAUCUUCGAAGCUAUUAAAUUAUAUAAAAAAUAAACAUUGCACAGGGCAUAUAUUUGAUAAUGGGACAUAAUUUUAUGACUUUAAUAGAGCUAGUAGUUAAGAUUUGGCAGCAUUUAAUCUCCUGCUUUAACUGAUCUCGUUUGUUUACAUUUUAUGUGGUUUCCUGUUGUUUAAGGAUUUUAUUAUAUGUUUGGCAUUUCUUACUUAAUUUACUCAGCCACUUCUGUUCAGUCGUUUAAAUGUAGAACAAAAAUCGUUAUUUCGUGUGUAUGAUUUAAAUCAUGAAAAACAAUCGUUCCAUCGUGACAUAUAUGUCGUGACUGUUUACCAACAUGUCUUUCUACGAUGGUUUAUCAAAAUAUCUGGCUUUGGCUCAUUGUGGCCCUUUUUAUUGCCACUUUUGGGUCCCUAAUAUUAGUAGCUAUGCUUUUCUGUAUCAUCAUCUGUAUUGUGAGCAUUUUUCUUAUAGCACAUAUACACAGCAGAGCAACAUAUGCUCCUCGGUAUUGUGUGUAUCAAAGGGUAGCAUAUCCUAGUGCACUUUUGAAGGUUAAGUUUGAAAAUGAUUCCCAGAAGCAAGGCAAGCGAGAUCAGAGAUUGACAGGUUCAAGUAUGAUUGAUGAUCCUUUGCAAGAGGUUCUGCAUUAUGCAUUUCGAGAUUACAUUAGUACAUGGUAUCGCCAAAUUUCUACUGAUGAAGAUUUUCUUCUGUAUUUAAAAGACCUUGUUCGAAAGGUUAUUGUAGCUUUCUCUAGCAGAUUUAAAGAAGUAGAAUGGGUUCAUUAUUUAACUACAAAGUUAGUUGAUGACUUUGCAUCCCACCUCCGCCUUUUCAGGCAAGCUCAAUCAAAGUUAAAAGAUUCUCAAAAGAGGGAUCCUACUGCAGGCAUAAAUAUGUUGUCUUUGUUUUUUAAUUUUGAAACUGCAAUGGAGGAAAAUCUGAGUCGUAAUCUAGUUUGUACCUCUAGAAAGUAUGCACUUGAAUAUUUGCAAGAAUUAUGUGAAGUUAUUAUGUACAUAGUGUUAUCACCAGAAGAUUUUCAAAAUUUAGUUUCUAGACUUAUUUUAAGGGAAAUCAUUGUUAAUGCUGCUGUUUUACCUAUCAUUAACCUUGUAGCUGAUCCUGACUAUAUUAACCAAAUUAUUGUAUGGCUGUGUAAAGAUACUGUCUUGACCAGUGAUGGAUUUUUACUUGUGAUAAGAUGUACAGAUAAUAUCGGUGAAUUACAAGCUGUUCAAGAAAUGGUUAAUCAUGAAAUAGCUGUACAGAGAUCAAAGGAUACUGGAGGUGAUGAUGAUACUGAUAUAAAGCAGCAACUUAGUAGUUUGUUCUAUGUUCGUAAAGUUGUUGAAACACAAUUACGUAGGCUUAGUGAGGGUACAGUUGACACUGAUUCUACAGGAAUGCCAACAGGUAUUGACUGGAAAGUGUUGACAGAGCCAGGUGUUAAACUUUUCACCCUGCAUUUUGAUGUUGUUCUGACAAAUAACAUUGCUUUACAUUAUUUCACUGAUUUCAUGAGUGCUUUAUCAGCUCAAGGUUUUAUAUUUUUUUAUCAUUCUGUAGAGAGUUAUAAAGUUUCAGCAGAACAAAUGCUAUCACAAGUCAAAUUAGCACAGAUCACUAAUUCUUCUUCCACACCUCCUGACCUUGAAUGUUUGCGUGAAGCAGCUAUACAUAUUUUUGAUCUUUAUUUAUCUGAAAAAGCCACUCUUAGAGUUCGAUUAGAUGAAUCCUUAUUGAAAAAGCUGUUAUGUAGAAUACGCACAGAAAUGCCAUCUAGUGCCUGGUUUGAUGAAGCUCAGUUGAAGGUUUAUGAUAUAAUGCAAGAAGAACAAUAUUUUCCUGCAUUUAAAAAGAGUCAAAAUUACAUAAAGCUUUUGGCUGAAUUAGAUUUGCUAAAGGAGGGAAAUACUAAGGCUGAAGAAGAUAGCUUGUAUUGCAGUUCUAAGUCUGGGAAUAAAGGUAGUUCUGAUGAUGUUUCAUUAUCAGACAGCAUAAGUCUUAGUUCAUUAGAUCAGGAAGAUUAUGGGAUUGAUUAUCCAGUUUCUGAUGCUUCUCAAAGUGUGGCACCUACCAUAGUUGAAUCAGAAGAAAUAAAUACUGAGGAAUGUGAAAUAACUGCUCAGAUCUCCAAUACAGGCAUUACAAGUGAAUCUGGUUCUACUUUUGCUGUGUAUGCUAUCUCAGUAUGCCGGAAAGAUCCAAAUGGUUCUGAAGACAGAUGGAGUGUUUUGCGUAGAUACAGUGAUUUUCGUGAUUUUCAUUUUACAGUUAUUCAGAAGUUUCCUCACUUAAAUAACCUACAAUUUCCUGGGAAGAAAACAUUCAAUAAUCUGAGUCCACAGUUUUUGGAAAAACGCACAAAUCAGCUUGCAGGAUAUCUGCAAUGCCUCAUGACUCCUGAAAUAUUACAUUCUAAUACUGGACUUAGAACACUUAUACUGCAGUUUCUGGAACCUAAAGUGUAUGAGAAAGGAAAGAAGCCUUUGGCCAAGAAAGUUGAUGCUAUAGUGAACCCUUUUUGUUCAUCUAUGCGGUCUGUAGGUCAUAUAGUUAAAGCUGUGCCUGAUUCAUUUAUGGAUGGACUUAAAGAUGGUCUAGUAAAAGUUCUGGGAACUCGUAGUACAUCCCCUAUUGAUCAGGCAUCGUCUGAAAGCUGUAAAGUUGCUGCUGGUAUUGAUGUUGAGGGAGAUGACAAUAUUCCUUUGCGUAUUUUACUCCUACUAAUGGAUGAAGUGUUUGAUUUGAAAAGCAAAGAUCAGUGGUUUAGGAAAAGAAUUGUAAUUCUUUUAAGACAAAUUAUCAAUGCCACUUAUGGAGAUGCGAUAAACAGAAAGAUAAUUGACUUUGUUCAGAAAUCUACUUCAGCUGAACAAAUGGCAGAAUAUAUAAAGGCUUUCAGGCAAGCUAUGUGGCCUAACGGAUCACCUGCUGUUCCUACUCCUGAAAGAGAGUUUAAGACAAAGAUGCGUACAAGAGUAGCUGCAAAGCUGCUUAUGCUUUGUUCUAUACCUG